ACACAUGAUUUCAAGUACCAUGUAUGUCUUCUUAAAGAUGAACAUUUCUUCCUUGUUGGGCAAACAUUUUACGACAAAGCAAGUGUGCAAAGAUGGAGAGACUGGUAAACAUUUGUCUUGUGCUCUCUUUGAUUUUUGUGCGGUUUACUUAUCAACGAAAAAUAGAAGUAAAUAUAAAGCCACCAAACCGAACAAUAUUUUACUCUGAGAUUGGGAAAAAGCCCAAAGAAGAUAUUAUUUGUGAAUCUAACUGCCUAAAAUAUAUGCAGUGCACAUAUUUAUGGUACAUUUAUAAAGACGGAAGUUAUGUGAAUAAAUUCACAAAAGGAGCUGUAUUGUUUUUGAAUAAGACUGUAAAAAGGAAUGAAACUUUCAAGUGUGAAGUGAAAGACAAUAGUAGGAACUUCAACCGUAGUGAAGAGAUUUCAGUCGUAAUUCGAAGUGCAGAACCGGAGGAUAGGACCUCCUUCAUAACAAAUGGCGAAACUGGCGAUAAAUUUCCAAGUGUUACAAUAAUAGUUAUCGGUAUUGGUGGAGGAGCAGGUCUGCUUUUGAUUACCAUUGUUCUCACUUUGGGAAUUCUUUGUCUAAAAUCAAAGCAAAAGGGCAACAAAAUACGUAAGUGUAUUUGAUGUUCGAAAACGUUGAUGUAUUAAUGGGAAUAGUGACUUUGUUUUUAUCUCUAACUAAGGAUGUCAAUUUUACUCGCCUCAGUAUUGUGUACAGAGUUUAAGAAAUUGAAUACAUCAGUGAAACGAUAACUUUUUUUUGUAAACAGGGCACGGACUCUAUUGUUAAUGUUAAUGUUUCACUUCCGAUCGCGGUAAAUGUUCACGCGACGAAUAAUUGGAAUUUUUUUUAAUUUCAACAUAUAUACACUUUUUUUUAAUCAUGGUGACUUAUUUUACUGAAGAUUUAAAAAAUAUGGAGAAUUGGUUGCUUUCUAGUUUUUACACGUGAUCUUUCUUU
Molecule: messenger RNA, 969 nt
Organism: Saccostrea cuccullata (small rock oyster)
Lineage: Eukaryota; Metazoa; Mollusca; Bivalvia; Ostreida; Ostreidae
Exons: 3
Coding region: 93-632 (179 amino acids)
Source: RefSeq, a predicted model, not a curated record